Molecule: messenger RNA, 882 nt
Organism: Neolamprologus brichardi
Lineage: Eukaryota; Metazoa; Chordata; Actinopteri; Cichliformes; Cichlidae
Source: RefSeq, a predicted model, not a curated record
AUGGGAACCAUCUUUGACUCAUGGAGAAUAACUACAGCUGUCAUUAUUACUAUACUACACAUCCAAGCAGUAAUUGGCACCAAAACCACAGUUUUUUCUGGUGUGGAAGGUGAGAGUUUUGUCUUCAGAUGUGAAUAUCCAAAUGGCCUGACGGAGAAUUUGAAGUACUUGUGCCGUAUUGAUGAAUGCUCCAGUUACUUGAUAAUGACAGACAAACAUAACCGGUGGGAGACCAAAGGACGCUUCUCCAUGUACGACAACACCACUGGAAGCUUCUUCAUUGUCAAGGUGGAUAAACUGAGGUUAAAUGACAGUGGGACGUAUCAGUGUGGAGUGGAUAUCAGCCUCCAACCUGAUUAUCACAGCGCCAUAAAACUGAAUGUUUCCCAAGCAUAUGAACCUCAGCUGUUGUUCCACCUGCCGCUGGUCCUGACUGCUGUUAUGUGCGUGGCAGCACUCAUGUUUGUGUGUCUGUUCACAUUAUGUCUUCUACUGGUUCUGAAACACAGAAGAUCAAUCCCACCGCAGAAUAAAGAGGUAACGUCUGACUAUGAGACUAUGAUGCCAGGUAUAAAAGCUGAGCCUCAAUGUUGCUGCAGCUGUUCGGCCCCAAACUGCGGUGAUCCUUCAUCUUUACCAUUACCACCACCACCACCACCACCUGACCUCUGUUCCAGCUUCCUACCAAAGCAUCGGGAGUCUGCUCUCUCAUUCGGCGUUGGUGAAUAUGUUGAUGUGGAUGUACUAGGAAAUAUCUGCCAGUACCAACAUCUGGAUCUCAGCCAGUUAGAAGAGCAUGUCUAUCACAGUCUUCAUGUACAUAGUUGUCCUAAACACGAACCUAUUAAAGAGGAGAUGAACUGUUUAAAUGUCAAAAGAUAA